Molecule: messenger RNA, 1234 nt
Organism: Diachasmimorpha longicaudata
Lineage: Eukaryota; Metazoa; Arthropoda; Insecta; Hymenoptera; Braconidae
Gene: Membrin
Product: membrin
Exons: 2
Coding region: 1-639 (212 amino acids)
Biological process (GO): vesicle-mediated transport; vesicle fusion
Cellular component (GO): ER to Golgi transport vesicle membrane; Golgi apparatus; late endosome membrane
Molecular function (GO): SNAP receptor activity; SNARE binding
Source: RefSeq, a predicted model, not a curated record
AUGGAGACGCUGUACCACCAGACGAAUAAACUCGUCCAAGAGACCCAGCACCUGUUCACGAAAUUGGACAAACGACUGCCUAACCUAGAUCAUAAGGCAGUGGAGGGUGAAAUUUUAUCGAAAAUUGGAGUUAUCAAUAGUAACUGUGAAAGACUGGACGUUCUUUGUAUGAAGGGUCCGAUAACCCAGCGCCAACACGCGAAAAUGCGAGUGGAUCAGUUGAAAUACGACAGCCGUCACCUGAUAGCAGCGCUGAACUCCUGGAGGGUCCAGCAGAGCCGUAAGAAAGAAGCUGAGGCCGAAAGAGAGGCCCUCCUCUCUCAAAAAUUUACGACAAAUGAUCACAUAGAGAUUAACAUCGAUCGUGAUGUUCAGUACAACAGUCAAGUGGCCAAUGCUAAUCAGGGGAUUGACAAUCUUCUAGCACAUGGUACUGGCAUAAUCGAGAGCCUGAGAUCCCAAAGGAUGACUUUGAAAGGGGCUCACAAACGUCUCAUCGAUAUUGGAAAUACCUUGGGACUUUCUAAUACUACCAUGAGGCUCAUAGAGCAGAGGGCAAAAGCUGAUGGUUUCAUAUUAGUCGGGGGAAUGCUCUUCACGAUCCUCAUUAUGACUCUCGUCGUUGUCUACCUCACGUGAAUGCAAAUCAUUAUUUCGCAGUCGGAAAAGAAGAAUCACACGUCUGUUGGAGUAGGCGGGAGAGGGAAGGGUAAAAUUACCAGUCUUUGAUUGCCAAUAACUCGAGAGCGGCAGAGUUAACUUCAAUUUUUUUUCCACCUCGAAGACAUUUUUUCGUGCUUUAACAUGAGCUUUGAUUUAACUGAAAUCGCAUCGUUUGAUCGGGAUAUAUCGAUGAUUUAAAAAGGAUGAUUUUUAUCGUUCACCAUGUAGAAUACGAAUUGAUGCUACUGGUAUAAUUUUUGCAAAUUGUUGAUAAAUGAUGAUAGUUUUUUACACAUUCGCAGAAAUGAUUAAUUGUAAAUACCAUAUUUCAAACUUUUCUUAAUGGAUAGGAGAAGAGAAUUCACAAGUUCGCAAUGAAAAAGCCAGAAUGUCUUUCUUAAACUUUAUUUUUUAAUGAAAUUUUGUGAUGUAUUAUUGGAAAAUAUGGAAUGCAGAUCUCUCCUGAAGUUUUUCCAUCAUUACACCAGAUUACGAAACUACUUGUGAAAAUUUAGACAGCAAUACUGUAAUUUAUACCUAAAUGAAACUAAAAUAAAUAAUUUAUACACUA